AUGGGGCAUCUAUCCUAUUCAGCUGACGUGAGGGCUACCAAACUUGAGAGAGAUGUUACUUUUAUGAUUGAGGCUGGCAUUUUAGCUGCACUGACCCCCCUUCAGACUUCAAUUGACACUCUCACCACGAGAGUCGAGGCUUGUGAGAGCAGGCAGGGGGAGACCACUAAGGUUACGGCUUUUAAAGCUGAGGUAGAAGACCUGAGGAAGGACACAGACUAUCUAAAGUCUACUAACUUAACUUCAUUAUUGGAGGGUACAGAUGAUUUGGACGCUCCUGAGACUUCAGAGAUUCCUCCAACUACCACUGGAGAUGUACACAGAGAUGAGGCAGCAGUUAAUGAGUCGGAUACUGAGACCGACGAGGAGCAGAUAGAUAUACGGGAGGAGAGAAUAUAUGGAGACUUGAAGAGACGAUUAUGCAGUCGAUAA
Molecule: messenger RNA, 432 nt
Organism: Solanum stenotomum
Lineage: Eukaryota; Viridiplantae; Streptophyta; Magnoliopsida; Solanales; Solanaceae
Exons: 1
Coding region: 1-432 (143 amino acids)
Source: RefSeq, a predicted model, not a curated record